AUGGCCAUGGCGUCGGUUAUCUCGCCCAACCCGACAACUCAACUGACCAUGACCAGCAAGGAAUGGGUCAUACCACCGCGCCCCAAACCCGGCCGCAAGCCCGCCACCGACACCCCACCAACAAAGCGGAAGGCCCAGAACCGAGCCGCCCAGAGGGCGUUCCGCGAGAGAAGGGCGGCGAGGGUCGGCGAAUUGGAGGAGCAGUUGGAAGAGAUUCGGGAAGAGCAUGAGCGGAAGGAAAGGGAAUCCCAGGAGCGCAUCCACCAGCUCGAGGUCGAGAGCCAGGCCCUGCAGGCAAAAUGCCAGUGGUUAGAGAGCACACUGGAGAAGGAGAGGCUGGAACGGGCCCGAACAAGCAGCAUACCCUCUACGCCAACGCAGCACAAUGGGACCAACAAUCUUUCCCGUCUCGCUUCCCGCCAACCUCCACAAGAUACCGGACGACGCAGCCUUCCGAGCUCGGGCUCGGCUUCAAUCGUUGGUCCCAGGCCAAUCCCGCAGCCAUUCUCUAUAUCGCAGAUCAUCUCUCCCCUGGACCAGAUUGAUGAUACCACAGAUUUGACUUGCGGCUCGUGCGAGCCCAACGGACGCUGCGCAUGUGCAGAGGAGGUGAUGUCAAAGGCAACACUAGGCUGUGGAAAGUGCGCACUGGGGACCACCUGCACCUGCUUGGACGAGUCCCUCGAGAGCACAGGGGGUGCUCCCGACCUGAAGCGGCCGCAUCCACCCGCAUCGCCCUCCUCGAUGUCGCACGAGGAGAAGCGCCAGCGCCCAGCAGACGUCGAGUCGCCUUUGGAGACCGACUUCACGGCCAUGUUCUCCCAGAAAAAGCUUACCCGCCCAGGAUCCCCAUAUGCGCAGCCUCAACCCCAGCACCGGCAGCGAGUCACCAUCGACCCGAAGGACCAAUGCGGCUUCUGCAAGGAUGGGACAUACUGUGUGUGUGCGGAUUCAAUGCCCUUGACCGCCGAGAACGCCGAGGCUGCUCUUUCACUACCUACCCCCCAGUCCACCUCCCACCAGACACAGACGCCGCCUCCCGAGGAUGUCGGCCCUAUCCCAAUGGAAAUCACCUCGACCGGAGCUAUCAAGCUCCCAAGCUUCCAGUCGCUGUCGCAAGGGCGCAAUCCUCGCGGCCUGGCCACCGCCGCACCGCCGGCGAGAGGGAGAACCUGCGGCCCUGGCGGGCCGGGUACCUGCGCGCAGUGUCUCUCCGACCCGAAGUCGGGUCUCUUCUGCCGCUCCCUGGCGGCCAACUUCGAACGCACGCGCCCGGCGUGGUCGCAGUUGCGGCCCAUCGCCGGCGCCGACGGCGGUUGCUGCGGCAGCGGGGGUCCUGGAGGAUGCUGCAAGCUAGACCCAAACAGGGCCGGCCAAGAAAAGCCGGCGGCCGGCAGGGGAACCACUGACAGGAAGGAUGUCCGCCGCGUUGGGGCGUCGGGGCUCGGCCUCAGCCUGUCGUGCGCGGACGCGUACAAGACCCUGUCCAGUCACCGCCACUUCGGCGAGGCGGCCAACGACAUCGGCGAGUGGCUGCCCAAGCUGAGGGCCGCGCCCGCGCCGAGGGCACAUGCGGGCGUUCGUGGGAGCGUCGAGGGCCUGGCACCGAUUGAGGUCGAGGCUGCGAGUAUCAUGAGCGUGCUGAAGGGGUUUGACGUUCGGUUCGGGCACUAG
Phialemonium atrogriseum is the source of this 1674-nucleotide messenger RNA. RefSeq lists its product as uncharacterized. The record is from RefSeq and is a predicted model, not a curated record. The transcript has a single exon. Gene Ontology annotation, cellular component: nucleus; RNA polymerase II transcription regulator complex. Gene Ontology annotation, biological process: regulation of DNA-templated transcription. Lineage: Eukaryota; Fungi; Ascomycota; Sordariomycetes; Cephalothecales; Cephalothecaceae. Gene Ontology annotation, molecular function: DNA-binding transcription activator activity, RNA polymerase II-specific; transcription cis-regulatory region binding. The coding region runs from base 1 to 1674 and encodes 557 amino acids.